Homarus americanus (American lobster) is the source of this 408-nucleotide messenger RNA. Its product is annotated as proline-rich receptor-like protein kinase PERK9. The coding region runs from base 1 to 408 and encodes 135 amino acids. The transcript has a single exon. The record is from RefSeq and is a predicted model, not a curated record. NCBI's taxonomy places the organism in Eukaryota, Metazoa, Arthropoda, Malacostraca, Decapoda, Nephropidae.
AUGAUUGGGUUACCCGCUAAACUCCCCGGCCACUGGGAAUCUCAGACCCGCCAAACUCCCGCCCACGCCAGAAGAUCUCAGACCCGCCAUACUCCAGCCCGCCAGAAUCUCAGACCCGCCAUACUCCAGCCCACGCCAGAAUCUCAGACCCGCCAAACUCCAGCCCGCCAGAAGAUCUCAGACCCGCAAACUCCCGCCCAAAUCUCCAGACCCGCCAAACUCCCGCCCACGCCAGAGAAUCUCAGACCCGCCAUGCUCCAGCCCACGCCGAAGAUCUCAGACCCGCCAUACUCCAGCCCACGCCAGGGAAUCUCAGACCCGCCAUACUCCCGCCCACGCCAGGGAAUCUCAGACCCGCCAAACUCCCGCCCACGCCAGGGAAUCUUUGAUCUAUCCCCGGGAAGUUAA